Messenger RNA from Pelodiscus sinensis (Chinese soft-shelled turtle), 1041 nucleotides. The record is from RefSeq and is a predicted model, not a curated record. Lineage: Eukaryota; Metazoa; Chordata; Testudines; Trionychidae.
AUGAGUCACAUUUUGUAUGCAGUGUUACAUUGUCUCCUGGGCUUCUUCAUCCCCUCAGCCAACCUGCUGGUAAUUGUGGUUGUCUACAGACUAAUGAAGAAGAAAGAGGGAAGAAGCUACAUGUUCAUCCUCAACCUGGCUGCUGCAGACCUGCUGGUGGGACUGAUGUGCAUUGCAGAGGCACUAGAUGAUUUCCUGGAUGGAGACUUUGACAAGAACUUAUCCUAUUGUCUCUUACGGAUCUGCAUGGGCAUGACACCUUGCAUUGGCUCUAUUCUCACCUUGCUCUUGAUUUCCCUGGAUAGAUACUUGGCAGUGAGGCUCCCUCUCUAUUAUCCUACCCUCUUGAACAAAAAACCCAUGGUCUUCUCCCUCACUCUUCUGUGGGUGGUCUCCAUCUUGUUUGGGCACAUGCCUUUGAUUUCUCCUUCCCUGCAGCAAAGCAACUACACGGGUUAUUGUGGGCUGCUGUAUGCAGCCAAAAGUGACUACCUCUAUGUGACCUGCUUUGGGAUCUUCAUCCCUUCUUUACUGGUCAUCAUCUGUCUGCACAUCUCUGUAGGAAGAAUUGCCUACUCACAGCACAAGCGGAUCUGGCGCACCUGCCUGCCAGCAGAACCCCUCACUGCUCACCUUCGCCACUUCAAAGCACUGCGGACAGUACUUAUAGUGAUUGUUGGCUUCACCAUAUGCUGGGGACCUUACUACUUGGCAGGCUUUGUGCAAGCUACUUGCAACUCCUGCAACCUGGCCGACGUGAUGAUGGAUACCUUAUUCCUGCUUGGAGAAAUCAACUCCCUCUUCAACCCCCUCAUCUAUGCUCUGUAUAGCAAAGAUAUAAGAAGUCAGCUGCCCAAACUGAUGACGUGCAAGAAGAAAGGCCAAGUAAAGCCUCUAGCUGUGGUUCACUUUAAAAUCCGAGCCCUUAAUGAUGUAUCCACUGGAGAGGCUGACACACCCAAUUCACCUGGGGGUCAAGUCACCAAUACUACUCUCUUCAGCAGUACUAGCCAAAGCAAAAUAGACCUCUUAGUGUCAUGA